UUGAGCUAUAAUGUAAGGCAACUUCUCACUCACAUCCACAACACACUGCUUCGGCACCUCACUCGGCGACGGGCUUCCAACAGGCCCAUUUUUUUUCAGUGUCGAGUAUUUGACGCCUACCCCACAACCUACGCAUCGUUAUUGACUGAGAACAACGCCAUUAUUGCUUAGAGUCAAGUCUCGUGAAGCCAGCGACGUGUUUUACGGCGAUAUUUUACUACGCUAUAGUCAUCGAUGUCGUAACUUCUGCGUUUUUUAGCCGACAUUAGAGAUUGACGCCUACAGCAGACAUUUCCCCCUUUUUCCAUUUGUUGACGAUCUACGUACGAAUAACAGUGGAGUUGAAACCGACACACAUUCUACGACGCCGCAAUGCAGUACAAUACGCAGACCAUGGCUGCAUCGCAAGGGCUAACACCGCCAACCAAACCUUUUCACAGUUUAGGCGCGUUUUACGAUGGGCCGUCCAGUAAUAACUCAUUCAAUCUUCCAACUAACACGAAUUAUGUUGGUUUUAUGAGUGGCUUUCCCUACCACCAUGCAAGCGGUGGUCAGAAUUUGGGAUCGUACGGCAACGAAAAUCCAUCCUGGCAUGUGCAGAACGACACGACUAAUACUUCUAGUUACUUCACCAACCAUACCGGUAUCCUAGGUUCAAGUUCCAUGGUGCAGUCCGACUUCAGCCGAAAUUACCCGGUGACACAGCCACCACAACACAGCCAGGACACGACACCGAAACAACCACAGACCACACCAGAUACCCCGACAACGAGUUCCAGCUAUGUAUGGAUUGGCGGACAACAGCCGACCAGAAACAGGAAAAAACGAAAGCCUUACACCAAAUACCAGACUCUAGAGCUCGAGAAAGAGUUCCUCUACAAUAUGUAUCUCACCAGAGAUAGACGAACAGACAUUGCACGCGCUUUGAACUUGUCAGAACGUCAGAUUAAGAUAUGGUUUCAGAACAGACGCAUGAAACUGAAAAAAAUGCGGCUGCGAGAAGAGAACGAGAGGAAGCAACAAGAUGGACAUCAACCGCAACAUACCCUGGCAUAAGAGACUUGUUCUGCUGCUACAAGUAGCUUUACUUUGUAUCAUAUGCGUGCCAUGUUCGGACAAUUUUGACUCGUAGAUGAACGACCACCUUAAACAGUUGUGAAGCAGUACAUUUUUAUUAAUAUUUGACGUUUUAUAAUACACAGUACUUAUACUCGUUUAAAUAUAUCAUUCUUUCGUCUUUCUGUUCGCAUUUCCGACAAUUUCUGUCUGUCGUCUGCCAGGUUGGACUUGUUUGUCGUCUGCCAGGUUGGACUUGUUUGUCGUCUGCGCCAGGUUUUGAACUGACCACCACGUGUCUUAUCGGACAUUAUGAGAAAACGCUGUUAAAAUACUACAAACUCUUUUUAAAAAAAUACAAAUUCCGACUUCCGGUGUUGUCAAAUUCAACGACCUAAAAUCGGUGUUCUUCGGUGGACAACAAACCCGUGCGACCACCCGAAUUGACGGGUUUUACUAAGCCAAUAAAAUGUACAGGGCGUUCAAGUUAUUCUCCAGUGAAUUACAAUUUUGAAAAUUAACAAAAAAUCACAAAUCUUGACAAUUUUGGUUGUUCUCACAGGCUUUAUUUGGAUCAAACACGGGUCGGUUCACACAUACAAGGAUGCAAAUAGAACCCCGACCACAUACGAGAAACACGAAUUGUUGAAAUUGAAGAACUCCGGCUACCAAGUAUUUAAUAAUAUUACGUCCUCAGGAUCUUCUGCUGCCAUCUAAUCCCCUUCUAUCACGUGACCAAUUUGUAAAUAUCUCCACUGUACUGUUUUUGUGAUGUUUUCCGAUAUAUAUAAUUAAAAAAAAUUAAAGUUGAA
Molecule: messenger RNA, 1868 nt
Organism: Saccoglossus kowalevskii
Lineage: Eukaryota; Metazoa; Hemichordata; Enteropneusta; Harrimaniidae
Gene: hox11/13a
Product: homeobox 11/13a
Biological process (GO): regulation of transcription by RNA polymerase II
Cellular component (GO): nucleus
Molecular function (GO): RNA polymerase II cis-regulatory region sequence-specific DNA binding; DNA-binding transcription factor activity, RNA polymerase II-specific
Source: RefSeq, marked provisional